Molecule: messenger RNA, 3513 nt
Organism: Danio aesculapii
Lineage: Eukaryota; Metazoa; Chordata; Actinopteri; Cypriniformes; Danionidae
Gene: trpm1a
Product: transient receptor potential cation channel, subfamily M, member 1a
Exons: 16
Coding region: 1-3513 (1170 amino acids)
Biological process (GO): calcium ion transport into cytosol; protein tetramerization
Cellular component (GO): membrane
Molecular function (GO): calcium channel activity
Source: RefSeq, a predicted model, not a curated record
AUGGCCAUCUUAACUGCUCUGCUGAAAGGCACAAAUGCCUCCGCUCCAGAUCAGCUGAGUUUGGCUUUGGCCUGGAACCGUGUGGAUAUUGCUCGAAGUCAGAUCUUUGUUCAUGGACAACACUGGCCUCCUGCUGGGUCUCUGCCCACCUCAUCCACAGGUCAGCAGGACAAACCAAAGAGCCCCAUUGCCACUCGUGUCAGCAAAGGUAAACCUGCCAGGGGCAAGAAGGGCAAAGGUGCCAAAUCAAAACCUGAGCCACCGGAGGAGACAGACCCUAGAAAACUAGAGCUGCUGAACUGGGUUAAUUCUCUGGAGCAGGCCAUGAUGGAUGCACUCGUGCUUGACAGAGUGGAUUUUGUGAAGCUCCUCAUUGAAAAUGGCGUCAACAUCCACCAUUUCCUCACAAUCCCACGGCUUGAAGAGCUUUAUAACACACCCAAAGCCUUGAAACUUCUGGGUAUGGAGGACGAUGACCCAAGACCUAAAGGCAAAAAAAAGAUGAAGAAGAAGAAAGAGGAGGAGAUCGACAUCGAUGUUGAUGAUCCCGAGGUCAGUCGCUUCCAGUACCCUUUCCAUGAGCUGAUGGUGUGGGCAGUGCUGAUGAAGCGGCAGAAGAUGGCGCUGUUUCUCUGGCAGAGGGGCGAGGAGGCCAUGGCCAAAGCUCUGGUGGCCUGCAAACUCUACAAAGCCAUGGCGCACGAAUCCUCACGGAGCGAGCUGGUGGAUGACAUCUCGCAGGAUCUGGACAAUAACUCAAAGGAUUUUGGUCAGUUAGCCUAUGAGCUGCUUGAUCAGUCAUAUAAGCAUGAUGAGCACAUGGCCAUGAAGCUGCUGACAUACGAGCUGAAGAACUGGAGCAACUCCACCUGUCUGAAGCUGGCUGUAGCUGCCAAACACAGAGACUUCAUAGCUCACACCUGCUCACAGAUGCUGCUCACUGACAUGUGGAUGGGCUGCCUGCGGGUCGGCAAGAGCAAUGGACUCAAGGUGAUCCUCGGAAUCAUUUUCCCUCCAGCCAUCCUUCUUCUCGACUUCCGAACUGGAGAUGAUCUGUCUUAUCAGAACUCUAAAGACAAAGAGGAGAUUAAAGACAAAGACGACGAUACCAAAUCGACCAAGGAUGGCACCGUGAGCAUGGAUGCAACAUCCAAGAAAGGUGAUGAGGAAGAUGGUAAAAAGAAUCAGAAGAGACUGCCUGUUGGAAAGAAAAUUUACUAUUUCUUUAACGCUCCGUAUACCAAGUUCUGGUUCAAUACGACUGCCUACCUAGUAUACCUGAUGCUGUAUAACUACAUCAUCCUGGUGAAAAUGGAGAGAUGGCCGUCAUUGCAGGAAUGGAUCGUCAUUUCCUACAUCAUCACUCUUGGACUAGAGAAAGUUAGACAGAUCCUGAUGUCAGAGCCAGGAAAGCUGAAACAGAAGAUAAACGUUUGGCUUGAGGAGUACUGGAACAUCACUGAUCUGGCUGCCAUAACCACCUUCCUCAUGGGCCUGUUGCUGCGCUUGCAGAACGAGCCCUACAUGGGCUAUGGUCGCGUCAUCUACUGCGUGGACAUCAUUUUCUGGUACAUCCGUGUACUUGACAUCUUCGGAGUAAACAAAUAUCUGGGACCGUACGUCAUGAUGAUUGGAAAAAUGAUGAUCGACAUGCUGUAUUUUGUGGUGAUCAUGCUGGUGGUCCUCAUGAGCUUCGGCGUGGCGCGUCAGGCCAUCCUGCACCCGGACGAGGAGCCGACGUGGCGUCUGGCGAGGAACAUCUUCUACAUGCCAUACUGGAUGAUCUAUGGAGAAGUGUUUGCUGACUCGAUAGACCCGCCCUGUGGAGAAAACAUGUAUGAUGAAGAUGGAAAAAAGCUUCCUCCGUGUAUACCUGGUGCAUGGCUCACACCUGCCAUCAUGGCCUGUUAUCUACUAGUAGCCAACAUCCUACUAGUCAACCUGCUCAUCGCUGUGUUCAAUAACACAUUCUUUGAAGUAAAAUCCAUCUCCAACCAGAUCUGGAAGUUUCAACGCUACCAGCUCAUCAUGACGUUUCACGACAGACCAGUUCUUCCUCCUCCACUCAUCAUCUUCAGCCAUAUUUACAUCGUGUUGAAGCGCCUAUGCUGCCGCUGCCUGAAGAAACAAGAAGGAGAGCUGGAUGACAGAGACCACGGCUUGAAGCUGACUCUGAGUGCUGAGGAGCUGAAGAGUCUGUAUGAGUUUGAGGAGCAGAAUGUGGAGGAGUAUUUCAGAGAGAAGGAGGACGAGGUGCAGUCUUCCAAUGAUGAGCGCAUCCGAAUCACUUCCCAGAGGGUGGAGAACAUGUCGAUGCGCCUGGAGGAAGUAAAUGAGCGGGAGCACACUAUGAAAGCCUCUCUGCAGACAGUAGACCUGCGCUUGGCUCAGCUCGAGGAGUUCUCCGGCCGCAUGAUGCACGCGCUGGAGCGACUGGCUGGCAUCGACCGAUGCGAUCUGGUACGGACUCGAUCUGGGAGUUCAAUGGCCGUCGAUCAGUCCGGUUUGCUUCGUCGGGGAAGCGUCACCAGUGCUGAUGGGUACAGUUUGUACCGCUGGCACCUGGAUGCCGAAGAACGUGGUGAUGAGGUCAGGGGGCAGGGAACAGAGAGACGAGGCAGUAUUGGCAUCACUGACCUCCAAAACCCACAGCACGUCUCUUCCUAUGGUCCCACAUUGGACGUCUUGCCACUUCGACAAAGGACACAUUCCAGCUCUAGUGUGGACAUCCUGAUCUCUCCUUGCGAAUCAUUCCCGCCACAAGACGGAGGCCAGAACUUUCAAUCCCCAACACGCUCCUCUUCUCAGCUCACAAAAGAUGCACACGCUCUGCUAGAAUCUAGAAUAGACACAGCAGUUUCACAUCCUCUUGAAAGGGCGCAGUCCUUGAGGCAGUACCCGAAUGAAGCUCAAAAUAACUCGCUUUCACAUGAAAAUAGAUCCCAAAGCGGUACCUUGUAUGUAUCGAUGGCGCAAUCAAAAUUGAGCAGUCCUGGAAACACUUGGGCUUCAGAGCCUUAUGGCCUACAGGAUCAAGCAAACAGAUCCCCAACACUGGGUCGAUGGCCUCCACGCUUUGAUUACAAAGUUCAUCCCUCCCCUUUCGGCCAUUCACCCAAGACAUCUUCAGAGAAAUUGAGACAGGUGGAGGACCAAGAUAGAGAAGAUUCUUCUAAGGAGAGCAAGAGGACAAACAGCCAACAAGUGGGAAGUGAGGAGAAGAACAAAGACGAGGAUGAGAUACAGGCGAAUAACGAAAGCACCAAAACAGAGGAAGUAGACGAUAAGAGAGAGGAGCUGACAGACUCGGAUCGCUUGUAUGUAGCAGAGGACAGGAUGUACCCCGCACUCAGAUCCAAGAGUCUGAACGCUAACCCACGAAAGGUGAAGGCCACAGGGGACAUCCUGGAUAAACCUCGAGCUGCUAGUAGUGUGAGAGACCUGGCAGGGGCCUUUGAAGUUAACACCAAUGACCAUAGACCCUCCAGAGAGAGGAGUGGCACACAGACAUGA